Molecule: messenger RNA, 1251 nt
Organism: Lutra lutra (Eurasian river otter)
Lineage: Eukaryota; Metazoa; Chordata; Mammalia; Carnivora; Mustelidae
Product: olfactory receptor 6Q1
Exons: 1
Coding region: 1-954 (317 amino acids)
Biological process (GO): G protein-coupled receptor signaling pathway
Cellular component (GO): membrane
Molecular function (GO): G protein-coupled receptor activity; olfactory receptor activity
Source: RefSeq, a predicted model, not a curated record
AUGCAGCCAUACUCCCCAAACUGGACCCACAUAACAGAGUUUGUCAUGGUGGGCUUUGUUGGGGUGCAUGAAGCACGCCUCUUCUUCUUUACACUCUUUCUAGCCAUGUACCUGUUCACCUUGGUGGAGAACUUGGCCAUCAUUUUGGUGGUGGCUUUGAACCAUCGGCUUCGUAGACCCAUGUAUUUCUUUCUGACGCACCUGUCCUGCCUUGAAAUCUGGUAUACUUCAGUGACAGUGCCUAAGAUGCUGGCUGGUUUUAUUGGGGUUGGUGGGGGCAAGAAUAUCUCCUAUGCUGGGUGCCUGUCCCAGCUCUUCAUCUUUACCUUCCUGGGGGCAACCGAGUGUUUCCUACUGGCUGCCAUGGCCUAUGACCGCUAUGUGGCCAUUUGCAUGCCACUCCGAUAUGGGGCCUUGGUGUCGUGGGACACCUGCAUCCGUCUGGCAGCUGCCUGUUGGCUGGGGGGCCUCCUCACACCUAUUUUGCCUAUCUACCUCAUGUCCCAGCUGACAUUCUGUGGCCCCAAUGUCAUUGACCACUUCUUCUGUGAUGCCUCACCCCUGCUAGCCUUGUCCUGCUCAGAUGUCACCCUGAAGGAGACCACAGAUUUUCUAGUCUCUCUGGUGGUGCUUCUGGCCUCCUCUACAGUCAUUUCUGUGUCCUACGGCAACAUCGUCUGGACAUUGCUGCACAUCCGUUCAGCUGCUGAGCGCAGAAAGGCCUUCUCCACUUGUGCAGCUCACCUGACUGUGGUGAGCCUCUUUUACGGCACUCUUUUCUUUAUGUAUGUCCGGACCAAAGUGGCCUCCUCCAUCAACUUCAACAAGGUGGUGUCUGUCUUCUACUCCAUUGUCACACCAAUGCUCAACCCCCUCAUCUACAGUCUUCGGAACAAGGAGGUGAAGGGAGCUCUGGGCCGAGUCUUUUCCUUCAGGUUUUGGGGAGGUCAGUGAGGAGGCAGGUGAGGACCUAGUUUCCUUGACUUGGCUUUUCAGAAGGAGGGUGGAGAGGACUAGUGAGAGAGCAGUGACCUAGGUAGUCAGGAACCAUAGAUUAGGUAUUAGUUAAAGUAAAAUGUUCAUCUGCUAUAACAAGAGACACCUAACUAUAAUGUGGCUUACAGAGGGAAGAUUUCCUCUUUCCCGCACCAGUCCAGAGUGAGUGUUCCAGGCUGGUGAGUGGCUCUGGUCAACAGGCAUUCAAAGAACCAAGAUCUUCCAUCCGUAGGGUCAACAUCCCUUAAGAUGUUG